CACGUAAGCAGUGCCACAUCAGCAGUGCCACAUCAGACAGUGCCACGUCAGACAAAGUGCCACGUCAGCAGUGCCACGUCAGCAACAUGACGGGCCUGCCAGGCCAACAGGCCAAUGAGCCCAUUGCCGACUACAAAAAGCGCUUCCAUGCUCAGCUCGCUCUAAUCGAGGCUGAGGAACAACGCCAGCUGGCAGCCAAGGCUGCCCAGCUACAGGCUGAAGAAGCGGCAACAGCAGAGAAGCUGCGGCUACAGGCCGAAGCAGACGCAGAUGCCCAGGUUCGCAGAAAGGAAGCCCAGGGUCUGCUGCAGCGGCAUGAAGCCAACAGCAUCGAGAAACUCAAGUUCUGGCACUUUGAACCGAACGGCGACGAGCCAACACCGGAAGAACAGCAUAAGGAGUUCAUGGCCAAGCUCGUGAGCAGGUUGGUUUACACGUGUAACCACCUACAGUCCGAGCUGGCAAACCUCCAGCGGGCUGUGCGGAAUCAUAAGACUCAGCACGAGGAUGCCACACGGGCACUGGACGCCCGUGUACUCGGCCUGGAACAGGCUGUACCAGGACCAGAUACUGGGGCUUCCAGCAGUGCAUCCUCUAGCCGCCAACUGGAGGAACGCGCUGACCACGUAGUGGAAAUACUCAGCGACAUCAGCACCUUUGCUGCGCCGACCACCAUCAGCAGUCAGCUGCAUACCUUGAAGACCGAGGUCCAGCAGUUGCAGUCGACGAACGCGGAUGACAAUCCGAAGAUGUACAAGAUGCCAACUUUCCAACUAACCAAGUUCAACGACUACACGCAGCAGGAUCCGGUCCUCUCCAGGGAGGCAUUCACGACGCAACUCAGGAUUCUGACUGUCGCCAAGCACACGUACAUCGGCGCCCUGUUCCUGAACUCAAAGGGCGGAUGCGAGACCUGGUUGAGCCACCUAGCAACCUCCCAUUGCGUCGACGUACCGGACUUGAAGGACAAAAUCACAUGGGAUGAAUUGACACGGCUGUGGAAGAAACGGUUCAUCGUCGACGACGAGCCGGCACUCGCCAUCAACCACCUGAAACUCAGCUCCGCGGAAGGUGAGGCGACUCCACCUUCUACUUCGCCAGAUUCGGCCGCCUUGCUAGCGGCCUCCUGCACAUCUGGGGAAAACGCGAAUGUCGCAAGUUCUCGUUACACUUACGAGGACUAUGCUGUCCACUUCGUUCCACCGCUGGACCAACCGCUCCACGUGCAACAAUCUACCCCAUGCACGGUUUCAUCACCAUCGGCAACCGAUUCGGCAGCUUCGCCGCCAUCUAUCGCCGGGGAUUCAUCGUCGUGGUCAAGACUUGAGGUGCUCGACCCACCGACGUUCACGGACUUCAAGUGGAUGCCCGUUCCCCCGACCGGACAAUUGCCGAAACUGCAUUGCAAUGUGCUCAUGGCACAACUGCGAGAUUACUUGCACACUGCAAUACCGACUCCGUUGAUGGACGCCGGAGUAGAGGUUGUCGACCUUCACAUCUACAUUGAGAAGAUCGACCACGAGUUCCAGAUGCAACGGUACGACGACAUCGACGCACCAUUGCUAUAUGUACGCAUUCAAAUCGGGGAAGCGACCUGCAGCACUCUGAUCGAUUGCGGAGCAUCUAGCAACUACAUCAGCCAGGACUUCAUGGUGCGCGCCGGCCUUGGCCCACGCGUCCGGAGGAAGCCCUUACCUACGCAAGUCACACUCGCAGACGGUCACACGCACAAGUCAAUCGACCGGUGCUUUGACAGCGUCCCAGUGUACUUUGCCCCUCACGCAAGUGAGGCGGUGUCCUUUGACAUUCUGGACACCAAAUUCGACAUGAUCUUGGGCAUGUCAUGGCUGCGAAGCAAGGAUCACCCGGUGAACUUCUUCAACCGCACCGUUCACGUUCGCCCGCACGGAGUAGUACCGGAUCGACCCAUCCGCCACGAGAUCAUCCUUGAGGACGGGGCCGUACCUCCGCGCGGUUGCAUCUACCGAAUGAGCGAGGAAGAGUUAAGUGUGCUUCGGGCACAACUCGACGACCUUCUGAAGAAAGGCUGGAUUCGGCCUAGCUCAUCACCAUACGGUGCUCGUGUUCUCUUCGUCCGGAAGAAGAACAAGGACCUGCGGUUGUGCAUCGAUUAUCGCAAGCUCAACGCGCACACAAUCAGGAACGCCGGCCCUCUCCCACGCAUCGACGACCUUCUCGAGCGAUUGGGCGGCGCCCAGUUCUUCUCUAAGCUGGAUCUCAAAUCAGGGUACCACCAACUCGAGAUUCGCAAGGAGGAUCGCUACAAGACCGCGUUCAAGACUCGGUAUGGGCAUUUCGAAUGGCUGGUCAUGCCAUUUGGCCUUCCGAAUGCCGCAGCCACUUUCCAAGCGGCUAUGACGACGGAGUUCCGACACAUGCUGGAUCGUUUCGUACUGAUCUACCACGACGACAUUCUGGUUUACAGCCAGAGUCUGGACGAGCAUGUGGAACACCUGCGCACCAUUUUGGAGCGGCUACGACAGGCCAAGUACAAAGCAAACCGCGACAAGUGCGAGUUCGCACGGCAGGAGCUGGAGUACUUGGGACAUUAUGUGACGCCGCAGGCAUCCGUCCGCUUGCGGACAAGAUCGAGGCCCUACGAGUAUGGCACGAGCCCACCAACACCACGGACGUUCUCGCCAAAGGUGCCAUUCGUAUUCGAUGACGACGCACRCCGGUCAUUCCAAGCACUUAAGACGGCYAUGCUCAUGGCACCCGUCCUYARCAUYUAUGACCCCACCKUGCCGACRMSAAUGACUACGGACGCUUCYGGCUAUGGCAUUGGGGCAGUCUUGGAACAGCACGACGGCGACGACUGGCACCCUGUGGAGUGUUUCAGCCACAAAGUGCCUCCCAUCAACUCGCUUGAUGAUGCAAGGAAGAAGGAGCUACUCGCAUUCGUCAUGGCUCUCAAGCGAUGGUGGCACUUCCUCCUUGGGCGUCGUAGGUUCACAUGGGUUACGGACAACAAUCCAUUGACCUACUACAAGACGCAGGAUACGGUGAGCAGCACGAUCGRACGAUGGAUGUACUUCAUCGACCAGUUUGACUUCACACCGAAACAUCUUCCCGGMMUCUCAAAUCGCGCAGCARAUGCACUCUCGCGAAGACCAGAUCUUUGCGCUAUGACACAUCAUGCCUUCGCRUUCGACGAGGAGCUUCAGCGACACUUCAUCCGGGCAUAUCAGUCUGAUCCGGACUUCGCCACGCUGUACGCACAGCUAUCUUCGGAUUACCCGCCGGCCAGCCACUAUCGCAUUGCCAACGGAUACUUGCUCCUCCACUCGAGAGGCAAGGACUUAUUGUGUGUCCCACGCGACCGUAGUAUUCGGACUCGCCUCCUCGGCGAGUAUCAUGAUUCACGACUCGCCGGCCAUUUCGGAGUCAACCGCACUAUCGCACGGCUUCGACAGCGAUUCUGAUGGCCCGACCUCGUUACCGAUGUCACUCGGUAUUGCGACUCUUGCGAAGUUUGCCGACGCAGCAAGCCCUGCAACCGCAAUCCCUACGGCGAGUUACACCCGAUG
Molecule: messenger RNA, 3548 nt
Organism: Chara braunii
Lineage: Eukaryota; Viridiplantae; Streptophyta; Charophyceae; Charales; Characeae
Source: the annotation of a GenBank genome assembly